Messenger RNA from Xenopus laevis (African clawed frog), 3306 nucleotides. RefSeq names its product L3MBTL1, histone methyl-lysine binding protein S homeolog (gene l3mbtl1.S). The coding region runs from base 575 to 2668 and encodes 697 amino acids. The transcript is spliced from 21 exons. The record is from RefSeq and is a predicted model, not a curated record. Lineage: Eukaryota; Metazoa; Chordata; Amphibia; Anura; Pipidae.
UAUAUUUUCUCUAUGUCAGACAGGUCUGAUAGCAUAAUCAUUAUAUUUCCAUGGCACAAAGGCAGCUUGCCCAUCCUCUUCCUACCGCCCCCAUUUCCCCAUUUAUUGGUGCUGCUUGUGUGUCGUUCUGUAUCUACAUCCCAGGCUGUUGCACACACAUAAUCGUGCAGCGCAAGCGUACAAACACCCUGCAGAUUCCAUCAGGGACAGCAUCCUUAUCGCGCUAGGAUAUAAAUCACAGACGGGAUGGAACUCGGAGCGCUUUGUUUUCCAAAGUCGCCCAAAGAAGUGGAGAUUUGUCUCUGGGCGGCUAAUCUCCCCGAAUCACAGCGUGUGCCUCUGCCCUAAGGUAGGUGCUUUAACCACCAGUGAUAACUUUACCCAACUGUCAUUCUGUCUCCUUGAAAUUUAUCUUUCCCUUUAUAUGCCUUUGUCCCUUAUCUAUGUUCCAUCCUUUCUGCCCUAUUGCACCCCUUUCCUAUUUUCAGGGAGUAGUGUAACACAAUGGAUUUGAUAGUGACAAAGGUGAAAAGUGAAACUGAGACCGGUGCCCCUUCUAACAUAGUAACCAGCGAUGGCAAAGGGCUGCCGGCGUCCUUCCAAACCCAAGUCCCUGUGCUGGUCUGAGCCCCAAGAAGUGAUACCAAGGGCUCCACAACAAGACAACCCUUUAGAGGCCCAAGGGACAGAUCAUCAAAGCUCCUCUCAAGAUGCUGAGGGGAGGACCAGUUCCCCCAAUGACUCGUCCCUGAGUCUCUGUGAUACCUGUGGCUACCAACACAUGGUAGGAGGGACCUGCAAGACCUGUGGUGAUAUCUGUCGCUUCAAAGAUAGUAGGUCCCUGGUUAUGGAGACAUCACUUGUGCUUGGAGGAGUAGUUGAGACCCCAAAGCCAGUCAAGAAAAGAAGACCCAAAGAGUAUCAGAGUCCAGCAGAGUCCGAGGCAGAGUACCUUGAAAAACAGAGGGAACAUAAAUCAGGGGACAUUGAAGAAUCAUUUGCAAGAAGCUGUGAGAAGGAAGAUUGGCGUCAGAGAGACACCCAAGUUUCUGGGGAACUGGGAGAAUCUUGGUCUUGGAGUACAUACCUGGAUGAACUGAAAUGCAUUGCUGCCCCACUCAAUCUGUUCCGGGAGUGGCAGCUGGGUACCCAACACAAGAACGGCUUUAAAGUAGGCAUGAAGCUAGAGGGGAUCGACCUUCAGCACCCCUCCCUCUACUUCAUUCUGACUGUAACUGAGGUGUGUGGGUUUCGAAUACGACUGCAUUUUGAUGGCUACUCUGACUGUCAUGAUUUUUGGGUGAAUGCCGACUCCCCAGAUAUCCAUACUGCAGGCUGGUGUGAGAGGACAGGGCACAAGUUACAGCCACCAAAAGGGUACAAGGAUGAAGAUUUCAGUUGGACCAACUAUCUGAGACAAACUAAGGCUCCUGUUGCCCCAAAGCAUCUUUUUGUCACCCCAAAAAUUGGGGCACCACCUUCCUUGUUUCGGGUCGGAAUGAAGCUGGAGGCCGUAGACAGAAUGAACCCAUCCCUAAUCUGUGUGGCUAGUGUCACUGAUGUUAUUGAAGAUCGAUUCCUUGUGCACUUUGACAACUGGGGUGACACAUAUGACUAUUGGUGUGAUCCCAGCAGCCCAUAUGUCCAUCCUGUAGGCUGGUGUCAACAGCACAAGAAGCCACUAACACCCCCUCAAGAUUAUCCUGACCCCGAAGGCUUCUCAUGGGAUAAAUAUUUAUUAGAAACGAAGACGGUUGGAGUGCCAGCACAAGCCUUUCAUCCGCGCCCUCCUCACGGUUUCAAAGUUGAUAUGCGAAUGGAAGCUGUGGACAGGAGAAGUCCCUCACUGAUACGUGUAUCUUCUGUGGUGGAGGUAGAGGAAUUCCGGAUAAAGGUUCACUUUGAUGGUUGGAGUCAUAUGUUUGAUUUCUGGCUGGAUGCUGACCACCCAGAUCUCCAUCCUGCAGGCUGGUGUCAGAGAACGGGCCAUCCUCUUCAAACCCCCCUCAGGUACAGAGAUGUCUCCAACAUGUCCCCUGGGCCCUGCGUAUCACUCAGCUGUAAGGAGAUGUCACACACAAGGAGCAGCAAAUACAGUUUGCAGCACAGAAAGUGCCCUACUCCAGGCUGUGAUGGUUCAGGACAUGUGACGGGAAGGUUUACGGCUCACCACUGCCUGUCCGGCUGUCCUCUGGCUGAUCGCAACCAAAACCCAACGAGGAACAGGAAUCCCAUUCCAUUUCCUUCCCGUAGGAAAUCUCGACACCACGGCAGGAUUGGCCGUCCUCCAAAGUAUCGCAGGGUCCAACAGGAUAGCUAUCAGGACCCAGUGCACCAGUCUUUUUUCAUGUCUGCUCUUUCUGUGCACCCGGAUCGUGCCUAUGCUCACUGUUGGGAGCAGCACUGCCGCCUCCUGCCUGGUGUGGCUGGUAUCAGCGCUAGCACUGUAUCUAAAUGGAGCACAGAAGAGGUCUUUAGCUUUGUACAGACCUUGACUGGUUGUGAAGACCAGGCCAGAUUAUUCAGAGAGGAGAUGAUAGAUGGGCAGGCACUUCUACUUCUAACCCAGACUGAUAUUGUGAAAAUCCUGUGCAUUAAACUGGGACCCGCAGUCAAGAUCUACAACUCUAUUCUUAUGUUCAAGAACACCGAAGACUCUGUUGAUUGAGCAGAGAUCCCAAUUGGCCCUACCCAGUAGUCCUGGGACAUGAAACGCAUGUCCUUGUCGCAGUCGUGUGAGGGUGUUAUUCUGUUAUACUAAACAGUGUUCCAGAAAAACUGCAUUUGUGUUAACUAAUGACAGCCUCCAUUGCAUCUUGAUAGAAGGCAGACCCAGAUUUUGGUGCCCAUGCUGUGGGAACUUCAGCUCAAAAAACAGGGAUCCCAUACAGGCAGUCUAGGGUUCACAUUUGGAAUGACAUUUGGCCCCCAUUGUAGUUCCGUAAAUGUAGGUAUGUUUCUUUCAUUCUUUUAGAAUGAAAGCUAAUGUGCAGCCCUAUAAAGCAAACUCUCUAAUUCUACUGCAUGUCACCACUGGUGGAGCUCACAGACUCAGUUCCUUAGUAUAGAACAGACUAUGGAAACUGCAGUCAAACAAGUUUACUGAGUUCCAAAUGCAUGAAUGAAUGAGUGAAUAGUCUCUGUGCCUAUGAACCCAUAAUGCAUUAAUGACCAGUGACCUCCCUUCUCCAAAUACUUCUGUUAAGUCUGUUCUGUUAGAUGCAGUGCCCACUCUGAUGGUUUGUCAUUUUGUAUAUUUGCUGAAAUGCUUUAUAAAUAAAUGAUCUAUAUGUAUAUUAAAUCUUC